ACCUGGUGAAGUCUUUGUUUUGGGCAGGGUAUUUUAUGAGUGCCCGACGCCGGUCCUGCUGUUGUUUGUUUGUUUGUUUGUUAGUAUGUAUCUGUCACGUUCGUAGCGCUGUUCAAGCGCUAUCCGCCUAGCGAUAAGCGGCGAUUCUCCGAUUAUUCCUGAGCGGUACGACUUAAGCCUUUUCCCUGCUCACUUAAGGAAAUUUGUGUAUCCCUGUCCUGUGACACAAAUGCGUGUAAUUUUUCGCGGUUCUUUUCUUCUUUCACUGCUUUUACUCAUAAUGUUGGUGAGGGGGGGAAAAGUCAGCAUCCAGGUAGAGCAGGAGAAAGCCGCUCGGCAGAGGAGAGUUCAUCAGAAAGGGAUUUGUUUGUUUGUUUUUUGUUAUAUGUUGAUGAGUGUCAGUAUUCACUAGAGGUGUACGAAUAUUCGAAAUUUCGGAUGUCGUUGGAAUAUUGUUGAUAUUCGAACCCUAUUCGUAUUCGAAAAUUUGAUAAUCGAGAAAUUCGAAUAUUCGAAAAUUUCGAAUAAUGCAGCACAAGCGCCAGCAUUCCCGCUAAAAUGAACAGAAUUCCAGGUAUUGUGAUUAAUCUUGCGAAAAUUCCACGUUUGGCACGUCCUUAGCGCGAUUUCCAAUUGGAAUCUGACUUCAUGUGCAUCCAGCAAAACCGCAAGUUGGCUUCACACGUCUGGUAGGCUACCUAGCCGAUUUGAUUUUUUUUGUGUGCUUUCGUUAUUUUUUAAAGAUAAUACAGACUCGAAGAAGUGUUUGUUUGUUUGUUUGUUUGUUAGUAUGUGCCUGUCACGUUCGUAGCGCUAUUCAAGCUUUAUUUGCUUUGCAAAAAUUCAGACUUUAUGGUAUUAAGCUGUUCGAGUAGAAGUGACUUUCCCUGCUCGCUUAAGAUAAAUUGUGUAUCCCUGUCCUGUGCUUUCUUCACGAAGGGACAAUGCAAAUGAGUAUUUAGCAUUAUGCAAUAAUUAUCUGAUAGCAGAAAUGGGUGUCUUUGUCACAGUUUAUUAGCGUGUGUGUCGAUAUUUUAUUUUAUUUUUCUCUCUUAUAGCUAUGCGAGCAAAAGUGCGUGUAAUUUUUUUCUGCUCUUUUCUUAUUUUCUCUACUUUUAUGUAGAAGAAAGCCUCCUGCGUAAAAGCUGAAUAGUGUUCUAUCAGUGGAAGUGGGGUUGUUUGUUUGAUUUUGUUGGGUGUUCGAUAUCUUGACGAAGUAAGCAGUGCUUAAUUUUGCAGGUUUUUGAGCAGAAAUGCUGGUAUCUGAGCACGGAGUACAAAUUUAUAUAUUUCUCUGCUCCCUAAGAAAAUUUGUACGUCGUUUUCCAAGCAGACCGCGUUUAGUUUACGCAAAAUAGAAAAAUGAAGUUGUGUAUGCUCUAUGAUGAUCCGCCGCAGGCUUAGGCCUUUUCCCCGAUCACCAGUGUUUUGUAUGCGAUGUCGCAUGUCUAGACUUGUUCAGUAGUGUUGCAAUUUUUACUCUUCGCUAAUAUCUUGUUGCUGUCGUCUUGGGUUAGACGUUGAGCUUCGUAGCGAUGUGCGGUAACGCUACGAUUAUUCCUGAGCGCUCCGUGUGUUUAAUGCGUUGUCCUCUGUGCGUGCAUGCGCGUGCUUUUUCCCCUGAUUUGUGACGUCAUCGUGGCAUGUCUGGACUUGUUUAGCAGUGUUGCAGUUCUUCCCGCCGCUAGUAUGUUGUUGGUGUCAUGUUGUGCUAGCCGCGUGGCGAUGUGUGGUGACCUGAGGUCUUAAGCCUUUUCCCUGCUCACCUAAGGAUAUUUGUGUAUCCCUGUCCUGUGCUUUCUUUACGCAAGGGUAAUGCGACUGUGUAUGUGGCAUUAUGCAAGAAUUAUCUGGUGGCAGAAAUGGGUGUCUUUUUCUCAGUGUAUUGGCGUGCGCUACGGUUUCUUGCAGUUACAGCUAUUGGAGCACACAUGCGUGUAAUUUUUCGCGGUUCUUUUCUCCUUUCACGGCUUUUACUCAGAAUGUAGAUGAGGGGAAACAGUCAGCAUCCAGGUAGAGCAGGAGAAAGCCGCUCGGCAGAGGAGAGAGUUCAUGAGAAUGGAAUUUGUUUGUUUUUUGUUAUAUGUUGAGUGUCAGUAUUCGCUUUCCUCGAUAUGUUGAGGAAGUCAGCCGUUAUAGGUAUUUGUGCAGAAAAUCUGGUAUCUGAGUGUGUGGAGUAGAAAUUCCUAUAAAGCACCUCUCCUUGUGCAUUCCUGAGCUGCUGUGUGCGCGCGCGUGCUUCUUUUUCCUGGUUUGCGACGUCAUGAUGGCAUGUUGGGGCUUGUUUAGCAGUGCUGCAAUUUUACCCGCCGCUAUUAUCUUGUUGUUGUUAUCUUGUGUUAGCCGCGUAGCGAUGUCCAGUGACUCUGCUAUUAUUCCUGAGGUCUUAAGCCUUUUCCCUGCUCACCUAAGGAAAUUUGUGUAUCCCUGUCCUGUGCUUUCUUUGCGACAAUGCGUCUGUGUAUGUGGCACUAUCAGAUACCAGACAUGAGUGUCUUUUUCUUGGUUUAUUGGCAUAUGCUCCAGGUUUUUCAAGUCAAGCAAAAGUGCACACAAUUUUUGCUGCUCUUUUCUUAUUUUCUCUACUUUUUAUGUAGAAGAAAGCCUCCUGCGUAAAAGCUAAAUAGUGUUCUACCAGUGGAAGUGGGGUUGUUUGUUUGAUUUUGUUGGGUGUUCGAUAUGUUGAGGAAGUCAGCUGUUAAAGGUAUCCGUGAAGAAAUGCUUGCAUCUGAGCGCAGGAUAGGAAUUCCUGAAGCACGGCACCCUCAGUGUAAAUUAAUUAUUUUGGAUAUGAGAUUGCUUCCCUGCAUGACAAGGCUGAAAUGGGAAGAGAGAAAAAAUUGGAGCGCUUCAUUAGUAGCGAUCCAAAUAAUAGGGCAAUUAUAGUUUCCAUAGAAAGUAGAAUUUUAAUGGGCUCCUAAAAUUAUAGUUUAGUUGUAGUUUUUCUAAACUGCAAUGCAAUAAUCAUUAAUAUAGUAUAGGAAUGCUAUCGUGUUCCCGUAAAGGCGUUCUGUCUUGUGCUUUGGAAUGCGCGAAUAGAACUUUGCUCCCAGGCUUUUCCCGCCUUUAUGCUCGCAAUGCGCGAAUGGAACUUUGCCCACCCAGCUUCCGCGCCUUUUUUGCUCGCAGGUGUAGCCUCAGACAACGAAUGUGUGAGCAUAGAAAGGGUCAUGUAUUACAUAAGCCUGGAGGUGAUGUUGAGUGGUCUCACUUAUUAUUUUAAAAGAGCAGUGGCAGUUUACUGUAAUUCUAAUGACCAUGAUGAGCCUUUGGGGUGAAAAUCGUUAAUAUGCGGGGUGCUUUUUUGUUGAAUUUUAAUGAGAGAAUCAAUGUCGUUAAGAGUAGGACAAAGGAAAUAAUCUUGCGAUUCAAUAAAUAAUAAUAGGAGUCUUUGUCUGUGUCUUCUUCAAACAGGAUGUGAUGACGUCACGUGGUCUGUAGCAAUGCAUUGACCGUUACUGGAAAAAAGUGUGGCAAUAGAAAAAUAGUGUGUAUUGUCCUGGGCAGAUUUAUGAUGAGCACUGUUUUUGAAUAAGAGGAGUGCGUGUGCUUAGAAAUAGUUUGAUGCUGGUUUCCUUCUUUGUUUCUUUUCGCUUUUUCCCCCCUUGUCUGACAAACAUGUGCUGACAUGCCUGGGCUUGUUCUGACAUGCUUUCCUUCUACAUGUAGUUUUUUUCUUUUUGUACAAGGCAUAUUCUUGACGAUAGUGCUGCCUUGAAUGGGAGUAGAGCUAUUCUUAAUAAUUUUGCGAUUCAUUUAGUUCAGAGAGUAACCGCGAGGAGGACAGGUGUGUGACUUGAUGUCUUGCUGAACCAUUUUUUUUUUUUUUUUCCUGUACAGUAAGACUUUGGGAAUGAAAUGCUACAAUCUCCUCUUGUCUAUGGUGCUCUUCUGCAAUAGUUUCCUAUGCAAUCAUUAUAGUAGAAUAAAGGAAAUAAUCUAGGGAUAGUGAUUCAAUAAAUAACAGGUGCCCUUUCUAGAGCGUACGCGUCCUUGAGCCACGCAGGUGCAUGAUGACGUCAUACUGUGGCUUCAUUGUAGAUUGACCAAAGGAGCAUUAGUGGAAAAAAACAGGGUAGCCCUGAGACAAUAGGAUGACGUCACGACCAAUGAGAACGGCCAGCAGGGGGCGCAAGGAUUCACUUCUCUCUUGGACACUGACGGGUCUCGACACACAAAUUCUGCUCCUGGCGUUGGCCGUCAGUGGAAGAGCGUAGCUUCGGUGGGGUUCUGUCUGCCUCUGAUGGGGUGCGGAUGUGUGGUUCGUCACUGGUGAAUGGUGUUCGACGAUGCAGGUGGAUUUUGUGACGAGCGGAUUUACAAUGAGGGAAUGCUGUGAACGGGAAAAAUUUUGGUGAGUGUCUUUUUCACUCUGUUCAAGUGUUUGUUUUCCUCUGUUGCCCAGCAGUCGUACGAUUUGUCCUGACGUGUCCUGACAUGCCCCGAUAUGCAUGCUUUCCUUUGUUGACGCUUAGUAUUUUUUUCUCUUUUGACAAGGAACAUUGUUGUCUUGACGAUAGUGCUGCCCUGAGUUCUGCGCGCGUUGAUUUGUUGAGUGCCUAGUCCUCUUAUUAGACGUUGUUGGAGUUACAUGUUAGGAUGUUUUGUUCUUUUGCAAGUCUCAUUUAGUAAGACUUUGGAAUUCCUUCGAUCAGCUUUCAUGCAUGGUGCUCUUCUGCAAUAGUUUCCUAUGCAGUCGUUAUAGAAGAAUAAAGGAAAUAAUCUUGGGAUAGUGAUUCAAUAAAUAAUAGGUCCCCUGUCUAGAGCGCACGCGUCCUUGAGCCACGCAGGUGCAUGAUGACGUCAUACCGUGGCUUCACUGCAGAUUGACCAAAGGAGCAUUAGUGGAAAAGAACAGUGUAGGCUUGAGACAAUAGGAUGAUGUCUGGACCAAUGAGAACUGCCAGCAGGGGGCGCAGGAAUGCUCUUCUCACUUAGCCUCACGACCAAUGAGAACGGCCAGCAGGGGGCACAGGAAUGCUCUUCUCUCUUAGCCUCUCGCAGGUGGCGGUAGGAGCGCGCAGAGGGCGCUACGAGCGCGCGCAUGCGUAGCACCCGUAGAGUGGCGCUUACGUCAGUCCACCUCUGGCUCUCGUUGGGAGAAGACGUGCGGUCGUUCGCUCCGUCGUCACUUGAUCCCUGGCUGUCGACGAGAGCAGUCGCAUCGGUCUGCGCUCCUACUGUGAGCUGUCCUAACUUGCCCAGACAUGCCAUGAUGACGUCACAGCUGACGUCACAGGAUGUGCGGAACUGGUGCUGCGAUGCUUUGCAACCUGCCUCUGUGCUCCGUCGCCCAGCGACGGUCAGCGGGCGUUCCGGACCGCUUUCUUCAAGAUGACGUCGUUGAUCUUCAACUAAACUCCUUCUCUCCACUCUAUUUCUAUCUCUUCAUUUUAUUUUCUACCUAUUUUUUUUAUUUUUAUCAGCUCAAGUAGCCGGCAACUCACAUCUUCGUCUGGACGUGUCUUAGAUGGUCCCCAAUUAGUGUAAUGACUCUCUGGAGGGUCCUGAUUAAUGUGGGGUGUCCCAAUUAGCUCUAAUUGCUAAUUAAUGGCGUCCAGACGAAGAUGUGACUUGCCGGCUUCUUGAGCUGAUACAUUACUACUCCCUGUUUGGUUUAACUAUCGAGAGAGGCUCGAACAAGGGUGAUUAACCCUUUUCAAAGCGAAACUGUCUCCUGCAUCGUCCUGAUUCAUCAAUGUGAGAUCGAGUCUCCCAACUGUGCCGGCGUCUGUUUGACAGCACGUUGACAACACCGUGACCAACAUAGUUCGUCUUAGCUACAGCCUUCCGCAAAGAGAAAGUCUGAAAGUACACUGCGAUAUGUUAUAUUUACAACAAGUAAACAUGUGAAUAAUUCACCACGAUCCAGUUGCUACGCAAACCCAUCUUGAAUACAUUUGGGACUGAACGAUUCUUCCGAGUUGCUAAAAGUCUCUCUAGUUCGCUUCCCAUAAGCGUUUCGAAUCGGCAGGAUCAGUCGUUUGGUUCGGGCACAAACGACUCACUCGUUGAACCGUUUCAGUGCAUCUCAGCAAGUUGCGCAAACGUGAGAAAAAAAGUAGGUUCACCAACUGAGCAUGAAGUGCUGGUGACAUUAGUGCGUGUAUGAGCAACGUGUGCGCCACCUGUGUAGUGUCUGUUCCGCAUCCAUGAUGACAUGCAAUCGUAAAUGUAUGAAAAUUUCCUACCAAGGUGUGCAUACUAGAAGCAUAUUCUGUUUGAUAGCCUGUAAAUUGUUGAGUACACAUGAGGCUUGUCUUGCUUUUGUCUACAACUUACAUAUAUCAGCAGCAAAGAGGCACCGGUCGAAUAAGCGACAGAAAAAGGGCACCGCAACAGAACUCUUGUUGUGGCUCGCGUGUUCAAUGUAGUCCUGCCAUUGGGACCAUGUUCUUUUUGUUGUGUAGUUGCUUAGUCCGCUAUACUUGCAUGAGUUAUAGGUACUUAUUUGCAGCUGCCUGACUCUACUGGUAACUUUUGUUAUCUAUGUCUAAUUUGACCCAAUAAUCAUAACGUUAGAUCUAUAUUUUCAACAUAACAAUAAUUACACAUAUACUGCAAACUGCUUGGCUGAUCGUACUCGUGUGUAAGAUAUUGGUAGAGCGCACCCAGACCACUGAAAUGAAGCAGGCUACACGAAUGUUUCAAUGACCUGUUAGUCGAUUGCAUUGUUUACUCACAUGCUGCAUGGGUUUAUCAGGAAAUACUUCGGGAGGUACAACAUGAUGAACUCUACUUACUUGCCCGGGUUCAUCUCGAGCUUCAUGGCCAUCCUGCUGGAGAGGAAAAGCAGGAGACAAGCUCUCGCCAUCUAUGUGUGCAACAUUGCAUCUGAAACUAUCUACCGCAUACUAGCAUCCCGCCAAGUUGUCCGCGCCGUCAAGUACGGUGAGGUAUACAUGUUCUGCCUCACCACAGCCUUCUAUAUGCUGCUCCUCAAGAGUCACGGAUAUUCAAGGGACCCAGUGAGCAAACUUUUUCAGUUCCUUGUCGGCAACUGUGAAGGUAAAGCUGCACCUUACGGAGCGAAAGAAUCCAUGUGUGAAUCCAGUCUCGAAGAUAUUAGACCAGCAAAUGUAGGCAGCCAAGUCUUGACAAGAAAUGCCAGUAAUCCUUCUUUUACAAUUUGGUCUCGUCAUCCAGCGUGUAUUCACAAGGAAAACUGUUCAACGUAUUCGUUCAGGGGAUUUCUUCGUCCUUUCCUGGUCGGAUAUGCUGUUCGUGCGGUGUUACGUGUUGUAUCCAGCUACAAGCUCAUCGCUCGAAAACCACUAGUAUUACUUCGAGCGCUACUGAAGCCGGAUAACCUGAGGGUGGCACUAUUUCUUGGCUGCUUUGGAGGUUUUUACAGAGGUUCCAGUUGUCUGCUUCGUUGGAUAACUGGAAGCAACCAAGACUGGCACGCACUUCCAGCUGGCCUGGUAGCUGGAUCCUCAAUGUUCUUCUAUCCCAGUCCAAGUAUGGCCCUAUACCUCCUGUGGAAACUUGUAGAGCAUACUUAUUUAUUGGGCAUAGAGAAGAAAGGCUUUCCGACAGUACCAGGAGCGUCGGUGUGGCUCUACUCACUCUCCUGCUCAGUCAUAUUCUAUGCUGCCGUGUUUGAGCCCCACAACCUGAGGCCGACGUACUGGAGUUUCUUGAAGAGGCUGUCUUAUAACAGGUUCUCAUUGCUCAACAGAAACGUGUUUGAUUUAUUUGGUCUGCAAACUACCAAGCUUUUUGGUGAUUUCUUCCCUGUGCUGGAUACAGAAUACACAUCACGGAAGUUCCAAGAGACUGUUCUAAUCUGGGUGCCUUACUGAAUGUUAUGUGCCUUUCCACGAAAUAAUUCAAUGGUAGCCGGUGCGUUGCCGAUUAUA
Messenger RNA from Ornithodoros turicata, 7862 nucleotides. RefSeq names its product transmembrane protein 135-like. The coding region runs from base 6684 to 7805 and encodes 373 amino acids. NCBI's taxonomy places the organism in Eukaryota, Metazoa, Arthropoda, Arachnida, Ixodida, Argasidae. The record is from RefSeq and is a predicted model, not a curated record. The transcript is spliced from 12 exons.